Messenger RNA from Pecten maximus, 2851 nucleotides. Its product is annotated as glutathione S-transferase U19-like. Gene Ontology annotation, biological process: glutathione metabolic process. The record is from RefSeq and is a predicted model, not a curated record. Bases 110 to 817 code for a protein of 235 amino acids. NCBI's taxonomy places the organism in Eukaryota, Metazoa, Mollusca, Bivalvia, Pectinida, Pectinidae. The transcript has 2 exons. Gene Ontology annotation, cellular component: cytoplasm. Gene Ontology annotation, molecular function: glutathione transferase activity.
UUAUCUAAAACAUAUACUAGUAAUACUUUCAACGAAGAAAACUUCUUCGACUUCUGAAGAGAAACAUAUUAUAUUAACACUGGCUCUCUGGGUUUAUAAUCGAGGGAAGAUGUCCAGCCUAAAACUUUACUGUGCCUGGUUCUGCCCCUUUGCACAGAGGGCAUGGAUAGCUUUCUUGGAGAAAGGAAUACCCUUCCAAUACGUGGAGAUCAACUCGUACGAGAAGCCUCCAGAGCUUAUGGCCGUAAACCCCAAUGGUCUGGUACCGGUGAUCGUGCUUGAGAACGGAAAGUCUGUGUUCGAGUCUGCAGUUUGCAUACAGUACGUGGACGAACUCGGACCAGAAGGUAAACAAAUCCUGCCUAAGGAUCCUUUCGAAAGGGCACAGGUCCGGAUGUGGAGCGACUUCAUUUCCUCUAAGUUAGUUCCACCUUUUUACAGGAUGUUGGCUGCACAGGAAACGGAACAACAGGAAAAAAUUAAGCUGACACUGUUAGAAGAUUUAGCCACGUUUUCGGACGCCAUUGACAAUGACGGUCCUUUCUUCAGCGGUAAAACGUUUGGGAUGGUUGACAUAAUGUUGUGUCCAUUCACCCUCCGUUUCGGUCCUGUUUUAAAGCACUUCCGAGACUUCGAAGUUCCAGACACUGACCGCUACCAGAAAUUACAUAAGUGGAUGGCUGCAUGUCAUUCUCAUCCAAGUGUCGUACCCACGAUAGCAGAGAAGACGAAGAUCACUGCGGUGUACCGAUACUACGCGGAGAAUCUUUCCAAGGCUGAAACGGCAGCCGCAGUGAAACAACUCAGCGGGCUGUAACGAUUGACGCCGGUGAUUGGUCAUGCUCACAAAGCUCAUGGAGUCAUUUUCGCCGGAAUGUUAUGUGCUAUUAGACUAUUUAUAUAUCUCACAUUAUAUGUUAUGUUAUUACAUAAUGCGUUAGAUUUUCCUUAACUCUACACGUAAGCUAUACAUGUAUUUUGAACUAUUGCCGGCUAAACUGACUAUUGCACGGUCACAUGCGGGCUACUAAACACCUGUGAUGCUUUGGAAUUCGGUCACGUGCGAACUAUUGAACACCUCUGACGUUUCGGAAUUUCGUCCUACCCUUGCAGUAGUCCAGAAUAUUUGACACGAGGUACUGGUAAUCGACCGAUGUUCUAUUGCACGAGGCCGAAGGUCAUGAUAUAUUUGUAUAAUAGACUAUAUUUAUAUAUCUCACGCAUGUAUGAUAUAAAAGGGAUAUCAAAAAUCUGCGGGAUUCCCUGGGAUAGAGGUAGUCAUGUCUUUACGUAUCAUUUGAGCUGCGAUUUCCUGUUGUUAUAUACCACAAAUUGUAAAGACGCGUCGAAUAUAUCGCAUCGUCAUCAUCAUCAUCAUCAUCGGUGGAACAUGGAAUAUAUAGCUACGCAAGCCAGUUUACUUCCUCUUCGCAAGUGCCUGUAUCCGGUGCACUGAUGAUGUAUGGUGGAAAUGUGCAACAAAAUUGAGGGCAUUGCUCUAUUGUGAUAGGGCUACCCUGCAUAAAGUGAUGACGUCAUUUUAUUGUGAGUCGUGACAUUUUUUUUUUUUUUUUUAGAAUGAAUAUUGUCUGAGCUAUACCUUUCACUUUGGUAGGGAAAGACAUGAAGUCCAGCCUUUCGCUCUGGAACGGAACCAUGACAACCAAAACAAUCAUGUCACGUCAACAUUGUCUUGCAUUGAAUCAUUCACUCCAUCGGGAAUGAGACAGAGGGACAUCAAACCUCGAAUAAAGAUUCUGUAAAAUAAUAAAAGUAUAAUUGAGUCAGUGAUUUUCUAUGUAUAAAUCUCCAUAACCUUGCUGCCUUGUCAAGUUACUCCCUGCUACAGCACUGUCUCAAACUUGAUACUUAAUUAUACCUUUGAUUUAUUUGUUGCUUGUAUUACUUACAUUAAUGACCAAUCAUAUAAUGAUGCAAUGGUUUCUUCUAAUAAAAUACGUUUAACCCUUAUUUGAAGAUUAACAAACGUUUUCUUUCGAUACUUUUUUUUUCUACAGAUGUAUGGUAUAAAUAUGCCUAAAUAUACUGUAUUUCCAGCAUGUUCCAGUAUAUCAACUAGGAAUUGUUAAACUACUAGGAUGGAGUUCUCGAAUGUUGUAAUGCUAUUGCCCAUAAGAAAGAAAUAUAUACCAAAUGGUAAAAUUGUUCAUGUAUAAUUAAUUGUUGUUUGGCGUUACUAUUGUGGCACGCGCAAAGAGCUAUAUGAGUGGGCCGGUAGAUAUCACAGAGUGUACCAAGCGAGGUAACUCCUGUCUAUGGUAAGGUAUUUUUGUAUAGUUUUCCGGAUAAUGUAAUUUUAGAUUUAAUAGUUUUAUACUGUAAAUUCAUAUUUAUAACCUUCGAUGAACCGUGAAGUCGGACUCGGGGGAAAAUAAGUUGUAUUUCGUAGUUUAAGGAACAUUUAAAUAUUUCUGAACUUGUGUGAGCCACGCAAUGCGGAGUCACAAGAAACUAAUUUGAAAUAGGUAUAGAUCAAAACAUUAUCAUGCAUAACCUGCGCUGAACCGUGAAAUCGGUCCCAUAGGAAACUAGAGAAAUGUGUAGGGAUUAGUUAAAUCUUCAUCGUAUAACCUGUUGUGAGUCGUGAAUUCGAACCAUCAAGAACAUAACUUAACUGUAUGAUUCAUCUUAAAUAAGUUAACGGUAAGCUCAAGGGCAUGUUUCUUUAUUGGUAAAUUGUUCUUAGUAGUUCUGAUAGCUACAUUUUUCCACUAGGAUUUUUUUAUUGUAGCAUAGAACGACUCGACUUAUAUGUUUUGGUGACGAAAUUGUAUCCCUGUGAAUUUUAUGUAAUUUCAUGUAAUUGAAUAAACUCCAUCCUGACAAUUUA